Messenger RNA from Juglans microcarpa x Juglans regia, 1645 nucleotides. RefSeq names its product probable sodium/metabolite cotransporter BASS4, chloroplastic. The coding region runs from base 131 to 1393 and encodes 420 amino acids. The record is from RefSeq and is a predicted model, not a curated record. Gene Ontology annotation, cellular component: chloroplast envelope. Lineage: Eukaryota; Viridiplantae; Streptophyta; Magnoliopsida; Fagales; Juglandaceae. The transcript has 14 exons.
CGGUCAAACACACGUUUCCAAUGCGACCACGAAAGCAGUUAAAUCUGUGUUUGAAAUUCCUGAUAAAAUUUCAAAAUCGCUCUCACCACUGCCUGACUGUGAAAGUAGAGUACGCUCUGUGACCGAUCUUAUGGCGGGAACACUCCAAACCCUAUUUCUCAUUCCUCCAUCCACCAGAACGCUCUCGCUCCCCCGCGGGACCCCGCGUUUCCCGUCGAAUCACGCUUUGUUCUGCUGCCCCUCCAUCGCUUUUAAACGCAACCGCUCGAUUUGCAGACCCGUCAGUGCCCUGGAGCGGCCCGAUCAGAGAGAUGGAAAUGGAGACAAAGUUGACCCCGUUUCAGGUUCAUCGAGUGGGCUAGGUUGGGUAAAACCAUUAUUGGAUUUUGUGACGAAUAACUUUCUUCCCUUAGCUCUUGUCAGUGGAGUAGCAUUAGGACUUGCAAAUCCUAGUCUUGGUUGUCUUGCAGAUAGAUAUUCUCUCUCAAAAUUUAGCACCUUUGGGAUUUUUAUUAUCUCAGGCUUGACGCUCCGUAGUGGAGACAUUGGUGCAGCUGCAGAAGCAUGGCCUGUUGGAAUUUUUGGGCUAGUAUCCAUUCUAAUGAUUACUCCUUACUUUUCAAGAGCAAUACUGCAAAUGCAACUGCAGCCUCAAGAAUUUAUUACAGGACUGGCUAUAUUUAGCUGUAUGCCAACUACAUUAUCAAGUGGAGUGGCACUUACUCAACUUGCUGGAGGGAAUUCUGCCCUUGCUCUUGCAAUGACAUUGAUAUCUAAUUUGUUAGGCAUUUUAAUUGUCCCAUUUUCUAUCUCAAAAUUCAUUGCUGAUGGAGUUGGUGUAUCUGUUCCGACCAAGCAACUGUUUAGGAGCCUUGUUCUCACGCUAUUAGUUCCCUUAAUCUUAGGGAAGGUCCUUCGGGAAUCCUUUAAAGGCUUGGCAGACUUUGUUGAUCAAAACCGCAAGCUUUUUUCAAAGCUCAGUGCACUCUUUCUCAGUCUAGUACCAUGGAUGCAAGUCAGCAGGUCGAGGUCACUGCUGUUAAUGGUUAAGCCUUCCAUUUUUCUUGUAGCUAUUGGAUUGGGGGCACUUCUCCAUGUCAUCUUUUUGGCAUUUAAUGCACUCACCAUAUGGAGCCUCUCAGCCGCAUCUGGUGGGAGCAAAUCAAUUUUUUUGAAGAAAGAAAAUGCCAGUGCUUUUCUACUUGUUGCAAGCCAGAAAACCCUGCCUGUGAUGGUGGCAGUUGUGGAGCAGCUUGGGGGUGCAUUUGGUGAAUCUGGUUUGCUGGUUCUUCCUUGUGUUGCAGCACAUAUAAAUCAGAUUAUUAUGGACUCUUUCCUCGUUAACUUAUGGUUUCGGAAAGAAAUCUCAUCCAAGAAUGCCAAGGUCAACUGAGUAAAGGAGAAGAAUAUUUUUCGCAAGCAAUAUUCUUAGCAGACCCCAAUGUGAUUGCUCUGUUCUAUGGAGCAAUUAGAUAGAAAUGGGUUGAUUCUUCACAAGGAAUUGAAAUGAGCCAAUGUACCAACUGUACGAUUAAUUCAAAUGUGUAAUUCGGUGGAAAUUUCAAUCCUACGUCUACAGUUUGAUUAUUUGCAGUUCCACAUUUAUUCUUUUCUUAAAUGAGAAAUUACUCUUGAAUUAUGAUUA